Heterocephalus glaber (naked mole-rat) is the source of this 792-nucleotide messenger RNA. It is a transcript of the gene Wfdc8, whose product is annotated as WAP four-disulfide core domain 8. Gene Ontology annotation, cellular component: extracellular region. NCBI's taxonomy places the organism in Eukaryota, Metazoa, Chordata, Mammalia, Rodentia, Bathyergidae. Gene Ontology annotation, molecular function: serine-type endopeptidase inhibitor activity. The record is from RefSeq and is a predicted model, not a curated record.
AUGUCGUGUGUGGCUCCUGGUCAGGGAACCAAAGAUGAUGCAGCUGGAAAACAAGCACCACUGCUCUGCCGUCUAAGUAGCUCACUGGGAUGGCACCUUCCUCUCCACUGUCCUACAUUUUCCUGGAGGAACAUAACUUUGCUGAUGCUUCUCUCCCUCUCUUUGGAGCAGACUUCUGCAUCAUAUGCGAAGAAAAUCAAAAAGAAACCAGGAGUGUGCCCCAAAGAGAGGCUCAUCCAUAGUACUAAACUUCUGGAUUUGUGCAAAAUGGAUUCUGACUGCCAGGAUUCCCUGAAGUGCUGCCUUUUUGGCUGCAGGAAAAGAUGCAUGGAUCCAUACGAAGAGCCCUGCAUGCUACCAUUAAAAACAGGAAACUGUCAGGAGAAUUUGAAUCGCUGGUAUUUUGACUUUAAACAAUAUCAAUGCAAACCCUUUAUAUACAGUGGCUGCCAAGGAAAUGUCAAUAACUUCUUGGACCGGUAUGAGUGCCAGGAUGCCUGCAUGUUAAUUGUCAAGGAAGGACAAUGCCCACUCUUCCCUUAUGAUGCUCGAACAGAGUGUCCAGCAUCAUGUAAGAGUGACAUAGAUUGCCUUGAGAAGGAAAAAUGUUGUGAAAGCAGUUGUGGUUUUGUUUGUGCCAAGGCCUGGACAGUCAAAGCAGGCUUUUGCCCAGCUAAGCGGGUGUCAUGUGACUAUGUUAAUAAACCCUUGUGCCUGAAUGAUGCUGAUUGUCCAUUGAAGGAGAAAUGCUGCCCAUUUUGUGGGCUGAAGUGCAUACACCCCCGAAACUGA